AUGACAUUUGUUGCUGGCAGUAAAAUGGACUGGCUGUACCCAAGAUGUCACAGGGAGUUCCUAGCUCAAACUCUCUGUCGUUUGGGAUUGUUCGUGAUCUGUAUGGUAAGUUAAUUAUUUUGUUGAAUAAAAUUAUAUAAUGUAUCCAGCAGGUGGCAAAUUAUUAACGCGUUGGAAUGCAGUUUUGUUGCAAUAAUUAACAAAUUAGCUAUAUAAGAUCAGUUAAAUUAUAUAGGGCAACCCUCACCAAAUUGGCCUAGUCACAUAUGUAUUUAAUUGGCCUACGUGAAAUGUGUCUAUUUUAUAAUAAACAAUAUUGACGGAUGUUUUGGACGGGGAAGUGGGGUCACUUUAAUAUGGAGUGAAACGCUAAUCAUUCCAUCUCAUGCCAUGUCGCUUGCAAUGAAGCAGAGAUAGAGGCUGCAGAGACAGAGAGCGGAUUAUAAAUUGGCCACUGUCUGUUCCAACUAACCAUUCAGCUGUGGCAGUGCAAUAAUACGAGGAUAGAGGACAGAGAGAGUCACCAAGCUGUAUCCCAUACACAGCAUUCCAGCAUUCUGAGAGGACAGUUAUAGGGAUAAUACCUGGCUUUGUUCACUGACCAAUGAAUGACCACCAGGGUCGGGACUCCUUUCCAUCAGGGUGCUGACUCCUUUCACAACAUGUCCUGAAGUGACCUCAACUCAGAGACGUGAUGUAGGCAUAUAGUGGGAAGAUGUCCCUAUAAACACUGAUGCAGGUUCAGAUAUGUGUUCAGCUCACUAAUGGUUAAGGUUAGGAUUUGUGGUAGGGUACUGUAUCUAAUACUAUAUCUGUGAUUAAGGGCAACAUGUUUCUCCCUUGGGGAAACAGGUAUUCUGAGUAAAUAAAGGUUAAAUAAAAAUAUAUGUAAAAGCAUUACUUUGUUAUGUCAUCAUCAUUACUACCAUCUCAAGGUGCACUGUAAAACAUUUCCUGUAAUUUUUAAAGGAAAUUACAGGCAGCACAGUAGCCAGAAGGUUACUGUAAAAUUAUAGUAUUUUACUGACAGCACAGAAGCCAGUAAAUUACUGUAGAUUUACAGGACUUUUACUGUAACACAAAUGUACAGCCUAUUACUGGAACAUCUGACUACAGUAACAUGCUGUAUUUCUAGAAUUUAUAGUGCAAUCCUGGAAGCAGAGUGGUUAGUAAACUGUUGCAGAUUUACAGUGCAGGUAGUGCCAACGACGGGCAGUAUUUCUGUUACAUGUAUUUGAUAUAGGUAUUUCAAUACUUCCAAUACCUAUUUUGUAAUUUGUAUUUCACUGGCUGAACUACAUUUUGGUCAUUUAGCAGACGCUCUUGUCCAGAGCGACUUCCAGUCAGUGCAUUCAUCUAAGGUUGAUAAAAAAAAAACACAUAUCACAGUCAUAGCAAGUAAAACAUUUCUAUAUCCUUUACUGGGAAUGUUGUUUUAGUUAAGGAUACAUUGGUCUUCAAAAUAUCCUGUAUUUGUAACAAGAUACCUUUUGGAUGUAUCUUUGCCCAUCUCUGGCUAAUGCAAAGUACAUUACUGUAAUAUUCACAGUAACUUGCCACCAGCUUCCUGUAAGUUACUGUAAAAUGCAGAGCAAUGACAUAGUACAAAACUGUGAAAUUAGCAUACUAUACUGUAAGAAAAUAUAUGCUACUGUAAUCAUGUUGGUAUUUUACGGUAAUUACAUGGGAUUAGUACAAGCAGGUUGGCUGCUAGGUAUUUGUAUAUUACAGUAUAUUUAUGAAUAUUUUAUGUUUAAUAACUUCUAGAGGCCUAAACAAAGGCUUCCAAACUGGCUGUGAUUACAGGGCAAAACAAAUCAAAAGGACACUGCUAAAUAUUCAACAAUUAGCGGUUUACGACACACUGUCAUUCUGAUCUGUACCCUAUAUACUGUACUUUAAAUCAGUUCAAUUGGUACAGCAUUCUCACUAACGGGUGCAACAAAAAUAGCCACUUAAAAUAUGUUAAUGAGCCAAUGCACCAUAAUUCACAGUAUGCUGCUGUAAUUCUAAAGCAGGGUAGCGGAACAGUACGGUACUGUAAUUUAGAAUUACAUUAGCUAACUGUGAAAGUUUUGCUGUACAUUUACAGCAAUUUGUUACCGUGAGGGUGACACCUAUGAUUGUAUUAAAGUGACUUGUGUUGCUGUUCUUCUUUCUGUCCUCUUCUCCAGGGAAUGGUGUUGACCAUGUCCAUGUAUCCCAUGCUGAGAGCCCUCGGUGUCCAGCUCCAUUCUGCCUUCAUGGGGAGCUACGUACCUGGACACCACUCUGUCCUCCUCAUCAACUGCCCCAAUGAACAGGCAGCCAAGGACAUAGGCAGGUAAGCUACAGGACAGCCAGCCUGGUCUCAUAGACUAGACAUAAUAUAGUAACUGUAAAACCAGGGUACUCAAAUUAGUAUGAUAUGUUAUGUUUGGUAUGGUUACAUAAGCCUAAAUAACGUUAUCAAGCUAGCUAACGUUAGCCACCUAGCUAGAAUUCGUAACAUAUCCUACAUUUUGCAAAUUCGUUACAUAUUG
Messenger RNA from Coregonus sp. 'balchen', 2522 nucleotides. The record is from the annotation of a GenBank genome assembly. Lineage: Eukaryota; Metazoa; Chordata; Actinopteri; Salmoniformes; Salmonidae.